Molecule: messenger RNA, 1893 nt
Organism: Dacryopinax primogenitus
Lineage: Eukaryota; Fungi; Basidiomycota; Dacrymycetes; Dacrymycetales; Dacrymycetaceae
Exons: 2
Coding region: 37-1089 (350 amino acids)
Biological process (GO): regulation of DNA-templated transcription
Molecular function (GO): DNA-binding transcription factor activity, RNA polymerase II-specific; zinc ion binding
Source: RefSeq, a predicted model, not a curated record
CCCCUUCCCAUCCGCCCCAACCCACAAGCAACAAGCAUGCCCUCCCCUCCUCAAACAGGGUACUAUCGCCCCCCAACCCGUCCACCGGCAAACAGCACAGUCCUCCCAGGCAUUGACGAGCUCAUACGGGGCAUGCCGCGGGAUCAGAUGCCGCCCGAGCCGCAUCGUCCACAUGCGCAGGCACCGGACUAUACCAAGAUCCCUGGUCCGCCGAGUCCGCCCUGGCCUAAUCCGCCGAGGCGGACAGACUCGCCCGCAUAUGCGUAUUCUCAGCCGCAGCAGCAGCCACGUCCUGUUCAGGGAGGCCCGAUGUACACUCCUCCCAGUAGCGGUGGCUCUCGUCCUCCCACAGCACCUUCCCAUUCUCAGGUCUCGCCACAGGGGCACAUGGUAUCCCAGAUCCCCCCUCACGCGGGACAGAUGCCCCCCGGCACUAACCCCCUCCCCUUCCCGUCAGUAACAUACACGAGCCCGCUCCCUCCUUCGCCCAACACCUCUACUGGUGCGUCCGCAAAUGUUCAAGCCUUCCCCCCCGGCUUGCCCCUCGAUGGACCUUACUACCUCCCCUCCCACCCAUACACAACCAUUUACUUCGCACCUCCCAACCAGUUCGGUCCAGCACGCAACGCCCGUGCGUGCAAGAAAUGCCGUCAGAGGAAGGUCCGCUGUUCUGCUGCUGGUGGACUCGGGUUCGCCCCUGGUGAGCCGGGGAUGAAAUGCGAGCGGUGUGAGAGAGCGGGAGAGGAGUGCAUAUUCGAGGAACGCCAGGUGGGGAGGAGGCGCACGCAGGGUAGUGGAGGAAGUAACGGGAGUGGUAGGAGUAGUGGGAGGAGCGCAACAGCCGAUGAAGACGACGAGGAUGACGAAGAGAGCAUCUCAACGCCAACAGCGACGACAUCUACCCUUCGUACUCCAGCAAGUAGCAUCGCCGGCCCUCCUCGCGGGUCGACCAAAGCCGGCCCACCGCCGGCUCCAUCCUCGGGCUCGGGCGCCGCUUCCGGCGGUGGGGUAGGGAGGGGUAACCCGGCACAGGGGGUGAUACAGGGGACGCAGGGGUAUGGAAGGGCACAGAGUAUGCCCCCAAAGUAACCGCGAAGGUUGGUUUGCAGGGGUCGAGGGGUCGAAACACGGCUCAAAGAACGUGUCCCGGCUUAUUUUUCGUUCGACGUGGAACAUCUCGCAAUGCCAUACACUUGCUUCGCACAUGCACAAUUCGCCCUCCUACAUUCCGCUCCACGUCUUACCAAGGAACUCGAAACGGCAGGUACGACCCCGUUCACCCUCUGACCCACUCUCCCGCAAGCCGCAAUUCCGCAACCUCAAAUCCCACAAACUCCACAGCACAAAUCCCCGAAUUCUGAAUACCGGCGCCGUUUAUUCGUACCUAACUCGUCAAGGUCUCCAGGUUUAUCAGGCUUAUAGUCCCAGUCUCAGUCGCAGUCCUAUUCCCAGCUCUAUAUCUCGUUUCUCUUCCAGCUCUUUUUCUGAUCUUUCAGCUCUCGGUUCGUUCUGGUUCUUCGGCUCGAUCUCCCCCCCGGCUCUCCGUCCCAUCCCAACAAUUCCGAUCCCUCCACGAUCCCGAAGGACAUUAUCCCCAUUCCCGUCUAUUAUUUCCCCUUCCGCGCCCGGUCGCCGUCAACCGACAUGGGCAACCCAGGGCAGAGACCGGCGAAUUGUAAAAAAAAAAACGAACAAACGAACGGACGAACGGAAUACCCACACACGCUGGACGUCUUCUGGGCGAUCUUUCCUCUUUCCUUCUUAUCUCGCUCAUUGUUCGCUCGGUUACCACCCCACUUCCACACCUCAUUUCUACUCGACUUUAUUUUCAGUCUAUUCCCCAUUUUUCCUAUCCCCUUUAGUUCUAGUUCUAUUCCUCUUCCAAUCUGUUCC